AUGGACCUUCUCGACGAGAUGUUCCUCGUCAAACAAGGAGAAUAUGGAAGUUUUGCUGUGCGGGAAAGAGAGAAGAAGAAGAACAUGGUGACCGUGCGCUCAGGCGAACGAACACAAACGUCGUUUAUGCAGCGAAACAAAAGUACUUGGUUCGGAUGCGGAAAGCACAUCCCGAGUGUGCUGGACCAGCUCCCGGUGGAGAACUGGUGCACCUGCGAGCCGAAGUUUGAAGUGGAUGGCAAGAAAUACCCUCCAAAGGUCAAGCAAUAG
Pseudomassariella vexata is the source of this 270-nucleotide messenger RNA. RefSeq lists its product as uncharacterized. The record is from RefSeq and is a predicted model, not a curated record. NCBI's taxonomy places the organism in Eukaryota, Fungi, Ascomycota, Sordariomycetes, Amphisphaeriales, Pseudomassariaceae. The coding region runs from base 1 to 270 and encodes 89 amino acids. The transcript is spliced from 3 exons.